Anolis carolinensis (green anole) is the source of this 4615-nucleotide messenger RNA. Its product is annotated as V-type proton ATPase subunit S1. The transcript has 10 exons. Bases 115 to 1605 code for a protein of 496 amino acids. The record is from RefSeq and is a predicted model, not a curated record. Lineage: Eukaryota; Metazoa; Chordata; Lepidosauria; Squamata; Anolidae.
UCCAGUAGCUUUAGAAAGCCAGUGUGUAAACAAAGCCUCUUUUACUUCCUUUUCAUUUCAACUGGCUUUAGUUUUCCCAUCAGAUACUAGCUCACAUAGAAUCCACCAGAGAACAUGGCAAGAAUUGCUGCAUCGUGGAGCGUGCUCUUUUAUUUCUUCAGUGUGCUGUGUGGAAAGAGUCUGUCCUUGGACCAUGUGCCGAUGCUGAUGUGGUCAACACACAGAUCCUUCCAAGGCUUGGCGUCUCCUUUACAUGAAGGACAGAUUAUCUCAAAGCAUGAGCUGCAUCUCUUGAUGAAACAUACCAUUUUGUUUCCAGAUUCGAAAAACAUUGUCUUAUUUCUUCAAGAUACGCUUAGUGUGGACGACUUCACACGUUACUCUGACUCUUCUGGAAAUGAGACACCUUUUUGCAAUGUGCAGCAGAGGCUACAAAAGGCUGCAAUCAAAGACUAUCAAAGUAUAAAAAGCAAUCACCUUUCUGUAAUUAUCCACUUCAUAAUUAACAGCUCUUUGUACUUGCUGCAGGAACUUCUUAAGACUUCACCGUCUUUGGUUUUACCAGCUGUUGACUGCCAUACAAUUAAUCACCUAUCAGACUACCUCCAGGAAUCUCUGAACUGGACUGUAGUCCAUGUGGAUGGUCUUGAUUUACCACAUCUGACAGUGAACGUGUCCAGACCAAAUAUAUUUGUGAUAAACCUACACCAAACCAAGAGGACAAAUGAACUCUCCCUUCAAAAAGAGCUCAUGGAAAAUGACCAAAUAAUUGGAAGUUUUGCCAGAGCUUUGCAGCAAGAAGGAAUUCAGGCUUCUUUCAUUUAUACAGCAAGAAGACCUUCAAGAGUGCCUAUGAAACUUGAUCUAGCAUGGCAUAGCAGACGACAACUAAUGUCUGCUGAAGAUCAGGGAAAUGAUAAGUAUCAACCACUGAACGUGACCAAUGAUGUCAAUGGAACUACCUGCAUCCUUUUUUAUGCCACUAAUUUUAGCCUUACAUACAUGGCCGAUGAGAAGACAAUUGUAGCCUUGAAUCUAACAGAUUUAACAUUUAUGCACCAGAAAGUGGACACUAGUUCAUCUAAAUGUUCAGAGAACAAUGCAACGUUAUCAUUAAAAUACGCCAAUGUAAGCAGUAUCAAGAACCUGGAAAUAAGAUUUGUGAUGACCAACAAGUUCUAUAAAGGCUCUGCUCGAAACUGGUUCACUUUAGAUUUUGUUUAUAUUCAAAAAGACGAUGAGAGUGUUGUUCAAUUUAAUGUCACAGACAUCUCUGGUCCUGCAGAGUAUUCAUUUCAUUGCCAGUUGGUAGGAACUGGGCACCAUCAAGGUGUGACUCUGAUUCCAAAAGAUGAUAAACAACAAAAAUGGGAGAUUGGCAUUUCUGAAUUCCAGAUCCAAGCUUUCAAUGUUAAAAACAUCACAUUUGCCUAUGCAAGUGACUGCACCUCAUUCUUCACCCCUGCAAUAUGGAUGGGUUUGGUCACUUCCUUCGUUUUAUUAUUGAUCCUUACCUAUGGAAUCCACAUGAUUACGAAUCUCACAACAAACAGUCGAUUUGAUGAUCCUAAAGGCCCAGCUCUUUCCAUCCCUCAGACAGAGUAGCCACAAAGGAACAAUCCAAAUCAUUUUCAACCUCCUAGACUAUCAAAAGAUAAAUGAAUAGGCAAUAAAAUGUUCAAGCUUUUAAAAAUAAAUGAGUGACUCUCACAAUUCUGCCAGUUGUUCCUGGCUUUUAAAACUGGCUGUCUAAAUGAAAACCCAGAGCCAGUGCUUUAAGCCUUCACAGGCAAAAAUUGUUCAUCACCAAAAAUCAGUAGUUAAUGUCAUCAACUUCAUGAGUGUCACCUUAGAAGUUUUAUAUUAUAUUGUACAAGUAUUUUGGGAAAGAAGAAUGGGACAUUUUAAAAGAAACUGGUUAAGAGUGAUGGCACAAAUUGAAGAGGUCUAUCUGGGCAAAAUCAGAGGUAUGAUGAUGGUGAUGGUGAUGUUUAUUUGUGCCCAGCUUUUUUCUCAGCAUCAAUUACCAAUAUACCUUAGAUAAUUUUGAAAAGAAAGGUAUGGUAGAUAUGUCUCAAUUUUAAAAAACACUUCUGCAAACACCAAAGCUUCCUGGGCACUCUGGGCUCCUUUUGAAAGAUUUAUAUAACACUUAGAUUGACUUGAUUACUCUUCUCUUUUUGUCUUUCAGUCAUCCUAUGAUGAAAUGAAGGUGUGGCAAUGCAGUUGCAAUUUAGAAAAGGAUUAUUAUUAUUAUUAUUAUUAUUAUUAUUAUUAUUAUUAUUUGAUACAGAACAAAAUUAGUACACAGCAAGCAAGAUCACUAUGCUGGCUUUUGUAUUGGAUCACACAUCGGAUACUUCCCAAGUGUCUAGGACUGUGUGAUGUAUUGGUGAAUAAUGCAAGCAGAUCCAAGUAGGGUGGCCCUUUGCAGGUGACAGAUGGUAAUUAUAUCAACGCCGAUGGUUUUUAAGUGUAGUCCAAGGUCUUUAGGCACUGCAUCCAGUGUGCCGAUCACCACUGGGGCCACCUUUACUGGCUUGUGCCAGAGUCUUUGCAGUUCUAUCGUCAAAUCCUCACAUUGUAUCACCUUUGUCAGUUGCUUCUCCUCAAUUCUGCUGUCACCUUCGAUUGCAACAUUGAUGAUUCAUACAUUGUUUUUUAACACGAUUGUGAGGUCAGGAGUAUUGUGCUCCAAAACUCUGUCAGUCUGAAUUCGAAAGUCCCAGAGUAGUUUGACAUGUUCAUUUUGUGUAACUUUAUCAGGCUUGUGAUCCCACCAGUUCUUUGUCACAGGCAGAUGGUAUUUGUGGCACAAAUUUGAAUGGAUCAUUUGAGCAAUGGUAUUAUGCCUCUGCUUGUAGUCUGUCUGCACAAUCUUCUUGCAGCAGCUGAGGAUGUGAUCCAUCAUUUCGUCUGCUUCCUUGCAUAGCCUACACUUGGGAUCUGAGUCAACUUUUCCAUUCUGGCUUUGAUGGCAUUUGUUCUAAUUUGUUUUUGGGCUGCAAGAAUCAGGCCCUCGGUCUCCUUUUACAAAGUUCCAUUUGUGAGCCACAUCCAUGUUUUUUCCUUGUUAAUUUUGCUCUCAGUUUGUACCAGGAACUGUCCAUGGAGAGCCUUCUUUUGCUAGUUUACUCCUCUGCUCCGCAUUGUAAUUUUACGGUAUUCACUCUUUGUCUUGUACACUUUAAGCAGUUUUCUACCUCCGGUGGCGCAGUGGGUUAAACUACUGAGCUGUUGACCUUGCUGACCGAAAGGUUGCUGGUUCGAAUCUGGGGAGCAGGGUGAGCUCCUGCUGUUAGCCCCAGCUUCUGCUAACCUAGCAGUUUGAAAAUAUGCAAAUGUAAGUAGAUCAAUAGGUACUGCUCUGGCGGGAAGGUGACGGCGCUCCAUGCAAUCAUGAUGGCCACAUGACCUUGGAGGUGUCUACGGGCAAAGCCGGCUCUUUGGCUUAGAAAUGGAGAUGAGCACCAACUCCCAGAGUCAGAUACGAAUAGACUUAAUGUCAGGGGAAAACCUUUACCUUUACCUACUAUUGACUUCCAUCAAUGUUGGUUCUUGACUGUCUUUUACGUAAUCUGCCAGUGCAUAUUUCUCUUCUUCUUGUUUCACUUGCAGAAGCACUCUGCCUCCUGAUUUUCUAGGCAGGUAAAGUCUGUCGACAUCACUACGUGGGUGUAAUGAGUAGUGGAUUGUCAUCAGUUUCCUUGUUUUUCGGUCCAGAUCAUCCAGCUCUGCUUGCAUCCAGUUCACAAUUCCAGCAGUGUAUCUGAUGACAGGAAUGGCCCUGGUGUUGAUAGCCUUGUUCAUGUUUCAGCCAUUUAGUUUGCUCUUCAAAAUUUUUCUGACCCUUUGGACAUAUUCUUUGCUGAACACAUUUUUCACAUGCCAAUGCUUGAUAUUAUUAUUAUUAUUAUUAUUAUUAUUAUUAUUAUUAUUAUUGGAAUUAGAAUUCUCUGCCAAACAGCUCUAGUGUGCUAUACCACACUAUAAACCCCAGGAUUCCAUAGUUUAAAUAGACUCAAAGUACCAUCACUGUGGAAUGUGAAAAGACCUUCAGAGAUCCUAAGUUCCGGAUCUUUAAUUAAUUCGCCAUUAAUUUUUGCCCUCCCGUUUCUUCAGACAUUUCUAUCAGGAAUCAGACAAAGGACAAUAUUCUUGUGACUAAAGCCAUUUAUAAAACCAAAGCAAAGCACCAUCAUUAUAAUAAUCUGGUUUGGAUUAAUUAGAAAUUAAAAUAUAAAUACAAAGCUUAAUUUGGAUAUUGUAGGAAGGAACCAUUCACUAAUAAGGGAACUCCCACACCGUGUGGAUGUUGUUAAAUAACAGGCAAAACCACGAAGAUUUUAUGCAACGUGAAACCCAUUCUUAAGUUAUGCAGAUGCUACAUCCCACGCCCAACAAAAUAAUACUCUCCUGGAUUAUGUGGAUUUACAGAGGUUAUUAUAGUACAAAAACUAUGAGUCUAUACUGCACACAUUCAAUAAUGUUUAUUGUAUAUGUGUGAAGCUAAACUUUCUUUUGCAUCUAUCGCUAUGUGGAUCCUGUGUUUGCUGUUUAUUGAGAAAUCUAUACAUAAAGAUAAUUACUAUUAAAAUAUCAUUGUUUACUGUAA